AUGAGCAAAGCGAAUACGUCUUGGUACUUGAACAAAGUUUUGACUGAUGAAGAAUUUUUGGUUGAGGCUGCAAAAGUUUGUGUUGAAUUAGAAAAUCUCCCAUUGGAUAAUUCUGAACAGACAGACAUAGAAGAUGAAGAAGAUGACAUUGUUAUUACUAGUGCUAGUGAAAUAUCUAUGCUGGAAGAUGAAGAAGUAGAACAACUAACUAAUCAAAAUGAGGAAAGUGACACUGAUGUAGUAGAAAUACGUGGGAAAGGGCCCGAGAAAAAGAACAAGGCAGAAAUUGAUAGAAAAUGGAGAAAACGGGAAAAAAAGACUGAAAUUCCAGGAUACGAUUAUCCAGAGGAAAUAAUUGGUGAUACUUUUGCAACUUGCAAUAAUCCUACAGAUUAUUUUCUAACACUGAUGAGUAACUGUGUAAAAGAGAUUACCUUUCAAAGUAAUUUGAACGUCACCCAAAGGAAUAAAACGCUAAACUUGAAAGAAGAAGAGUUGCUGUGUUUUAUUGGCAAAAAUUUCUUAAUGGGUUAUCACAGUUUGCCAAGCUAUGAACUCUUCUGGAGUAAUGCUGAAGACUUGGGUGUACCACUUGUCGUACGAACAAUGACCCGUAAUAAGUUUCAGGAGAUUUUAUCAUAUCUGCAUGUCAACGAUAACAGCAUUAUUCCUAAGAACAAUACGGAUAAACUAUACAAGAUCCGUCUAAAUUUUAAAACACUUAACCGUCAGCUCUGCAGGUAUUAUCAUGGCACUAGCCAGUUGGUUGUGGAUGAAUCCAUGAUAAUCUUCAAAGGGAGGUCAAGUGUAAAACAAUUGGGUUUAUAA
Onthophagus taurus is the source of this 828-nucleotide messenger RNA. NCBI's taxonomy places the organism in Eukaryota, Metazoa, Arthropoda, Insecta, Coleoptera, Scarabaeidae. The record is from RefSeq and is a predicted model, not a curated record.